AUGGAAUCAAAUAUACCCGGGGUUGACAUGGGUCGUUAUCGCCGCAUAGUGCAGAUGUUCUGGGACCCUGAGCCUUGCAAUGACCAGGUUGACGAUCAACCUGCGUGGUGUCUGGGCAACUCGUAUACCUUGAACCCGAAGGACAGUCGAACAAGACUAGAGACCGGCCAUGCUACCUCGCACCUGGUAGCAGACAGAGAAGCGCAAACGAAACACGGAGAUACAGUAGUCCCAGGAAAUGCCCCGGAAACUCCACCGGAGUCGCAAACGAGCAGCUUCUCUUCUUCUUCUCUCGCUUACGAAGAGGCCAUGAAUCAAGACGGAGGGUGGCCGUCAGCGUUCUUGGAUGACUUUGAAUCUAAGUUUUGGAUGACAUACAGAUCCGACUUUGAGCCUAUUGCAAAGUCUACUGAUCCUCGUGCAGCAUCGGUCCUCUCGUUAUCAAUGCGGAUCAAGAGCCAGUUCAUGGAUCAAGCCGGAUACUCAUCUGAUACUGGAUGGGGUUGCAUGAUUCGAUCAGGACAAAGCCUAUUAGCCAAUGCCAUGGCUGUUUUAGACCUUGGUAGAGAUUGGCGUCGCGGUGUCGUACCAGAGAAAGAGCGACAGCUACUGUCCAAAUUCGCCGAUGAUCCGAAAGCACCCUAUUCAAUCCAUCGUUUCGUACAGCAUGGCGCGGUCGCGUGUGGGAAAUAUCCUGGGGAGUGGUUUGGCCCUUCAGCUACAGCCCGAUGCAUCAAAGCCUUGGUCAAUGCGACUGAGACCCAUCUUCGAGUGUAUUCAACUGGCGAUGGACCGGAUGUAUAUGAAGAUAGGUUCUUGGACAUCGCAAAGCCCAGCGGGGAAACAUUUCAUCCAACUCUCAUCCUUGUUGGGACGCGGCUCGGCAUCGACAAAAUCACACCUGUAUAUUGGGACGCGCUCAUUGCAGCCUUACAGAUGCCGCAAUCAAUUGGCAUUGCCGGCGGGCGACCUUCAUCGUCGCACUAUUUUAUCGGAGCACAGGGCUCUUUUCUUUUCUACCUCGAUCCCCAUCACACCAGGACCGCACUACCAUAUCACCAGGAUCCUACCCUGUACGCACAGGUGGACGUGGAUUCUGUCCACACUCGCCGGCUUCGCCGACUACACGUCCGAGAGAUGGAUCCCAGCAUGCUGAUCGGUUUCGUCAUCCAUGAUGAGGACGACUGGGAUGAAUGGAAGCGAAAUGUCAAGCACGUCCAGGGCAAGGCCGUCAUCCACGUAGCAGACUAUGAUCCUGUCCAUCACGGAGCAGCCGGGGGUCGUGCGGGUGCCAUCGAUGAAGUCGAGCUGCUGAGCGAUGACGACGAAGGCAUUGUUUCGGGAGCCUGA
This is a messenger RNA of Verticillium nonalfalfae, 1350 nucleotides long. RefSeq names its product Cysteine protease atg4 (gene ATG4). Bases 1 to 1350 code for a protein of 449 amino acids. The transcript is spliced from 4 exons. The record is from RefSeq and is a predicted model, not a curated record. Gene Ontology annotation, molecular function: protein-phosphatidylethanolamide deconjugating activity. NCBI's taxonomy places the organism in Eukaryota, Fungi, Ascomycota, Sordariomycetes, Glomerellales, Plectosphaerellaceae.